AUGGCGGUGAUGCCAAGCAUGCUUGCGUUGCUGCUUGGUACGGCGGCAACUUUCGCGCUCUUACCAUACCUCGUCCGGCUGAUUGGACGGUUACUGGGCUCGAACAUCCGGAGUAGGACGCAGAACAGGCGCGAGCUUCUGCUGAGUCGAGCACAAGCAGAACAGGAUGCGGUCCCUCAAAGUGCGGCAUCAUCUAAUGCACAACCGCCUCUAACCACCUCGUCAGACGAUGACUGGGAGAAAGUGAACGACGGCGAGAAGACUCCCAUUGCCUCGCAGACCGAGCGGAGUGCAGCGGACUUCACCGGCGUGAUUGGCUUCUUCCACCCUUUCUGCAAUGCCGGCGGUGGCGGUGAGCGAGUACUCUUCGCCGCUGUCCUCGCCACUCAGCGUCGCUACCCAAACGCUCUUUGUGUAAUCUACACUGGCGACCACGAUGCAUCGAAGGAUCAGAUCUUGACUAACGUGCGCAACCGCUUCAACAUCGAGCUUAGCCCAGCUAGAAUCGCAUUCUUGUACCUGAGCACACGGGAGUACGUCUUGUCUGCCAAAUGGCCGCACUUCACCCUGCUAGGUCAAAGCCUGGGUAGCCUGAUGCUUGGCUGGGACGCCUUCAACUUGCUCGUCCCUGAUAUCCUCGUGGACACGAUGGGCUACACUUUCGUGCUCGCGCUUGGCAAGUGGCUGUUCCCACACAUGCCGACAGGCGCAUACGUUCACUACCCCACCAUCUCUACCGAUAUGCUCUCGAGCCUUCAUUCCGAGCUAGCUUCUGGAGAUGGCCUAAAUGCUGGCUUAGGCAGAGGCGCAAAGGGCAAGGUCAAGCAGCUCUACUGGGAGCUGUUCGCGAAGCUGUACAGCUGGGUUGGUGGCUCGGUGGACGUUGUCAUGACCAACAGCAGCUGGACGCACAAUCAUAUCUCGCACUUAUGGUCGCCAGCACGAACGCAGCGACGAAAAGUACAUCCCAUCUCGGUCGUCUACCCGCCUUGUGCCGUUGAAGAGCUGCAGUCAAAGAUUCCAUUCAACAACGAGAGCGAGAAAGCUCGAACUCGCAAUUUGCUCUACAUCGCACAGUUCCGACCUGAGAAGAUGCAUCAAACAAUCAUCGACGCCUUCAGCGCGUUUCUCAAGACCUACAAGCAGCUCGCAGACACCGAACCGAAACCGAACCUUAUCCUCGUUGGUAGCGUGCGAGACGAUCACGACGAGAAGCGUGUGUACAAGCUCCGCCUGCAAGCGCAGGAGAUCAAGGAUCGUGUGCAGUUUGUGGUGAACGCGAAAUGGCCACAAAUUCUCGAGUUUCUGAAGUCUAGCUCAGUAGGCGUGAACGGCAUGUGGAACGAACAUUUCGGCAUCGGAGUGGUGGAGUAUCAGGCCGCGGGUCUGAUUAGCGUCGUCAAUGAUUCUGGCGGGCCCAAAGCAGAUAUCGUUGUUGAUAUUGACGGUCAACCUACUGGCUUCCGCGCGACAACAGAGAAGGAGUUUGCAGACGGCUUCGCAAAAGCGUUAUCAUUAUCCGAGGAGGAAGCCUUCACCAUGCGCCAACGAGCCAGGAAGAGCAGUUGGCGCUUCUCUGAGCGUGUUUUUAGCGAUGCAUGGACGAACCAGCUGGAGAAGCUGGUUGAGCUUGUCAGUUCACAGUCGUUGAAAGGCAGCUCAUAA
Molecule: messenger RNA, 1665 nt
Organism: Baudoinia panamericana UAMH 10762
Lineage: Eukaryota; Fungi; Ascomycota; Dothideomycetes; Mycosphaerellales; Teratosphaeriaceae
Product: glycosyltransferase family 4 protein
Exons: 2
Coding region: 1-1665 (554 amino acids)
Biological process (GO): protein N-linked glycosylation
Cellular component (GO): endoplasmic reticulum membrane
Molecular function (GO): GDP-Man:Man(3)GlcNAc(2)-PP-Dol alpha-1,2-mannosyltransferase activity
Source: RefSeq, a predicted model, not a curated record